AGAAAAAUGGCGUUUGAUGUAGACAAACCCUUGAAAUCGUUCAAUUUGUGCGCUUUUCGUUUGAAAUAUAGGAGAGAGGGGGGUGGUCUAUAGUUUUUCGGUGGUUUUUGUUUUCAAAAGGUGUGCGAUCUUGGAAAGAGCUCUCACCCACCUUCUCUCUCUCUCUCUCUUGCUAAAGGGAGAAAGAAAAAAGAAAAAAGAAGAAACAAAACUAAGAGGGGAGGUACGAUGGCGGGACGGACGGGACGGACGGACGGGCGGGUUUUCUCUUCCAUUUUCAAAGUCAUUGAUGGUCGAGACUGGCAGUCGACUCAGUCGUUGUCCUACAUUCAAACUGUUCGGGUCAGGACGAAAAGAAAGACUUGAUUUCUUCCAUCAGUUCCAUCAGUUCCAUCCAGUAGUUGAUUGGUUGUGUUUGUGUUUGUGUUUGUGAUUGAAUUGUGAACGGACGUUGCGUCCGCCGACCGGCCAAUCGACGACACUUUUGUUUCUUUAUUUCUUUCUUUUUGGUUGUCUUUCCUUUCUUUUUUUCUGGAUCGGAUUUCGUGUUGUUUGCUCAACGGAUCGCCAUGAUCUAUAGCCCCAAGUUUUAGCGCGUUAAACAUUCUGAUUCGGUGCAACAUUCUGUCAUUUCAUGGAGAUAUGAACUGGAUGCUAGUUGACAGGACGAGACAUUAUGACGGUGACGGUGGUGCUAUCUAGCGAUCCUGGUGGAAAGAUGAGCUUAUUCCAGGACCUGAAGCUCAAACGGAGAAAAGUCGAUUCGCGAUGCAGUAGCGAUGGUGAAAGCCUGAUGGAGUCGAGCACCUCGGCCUCACCCGACUGCAGCGCUGCCACGCCGCCCAGGAGCGGUGGCGAGGACGGUUGCGACGGAAGUGCCAGCCACUCCGUCCGCCAGGAAGGUGGCGAAGAAUGUGCCGCCGGCCAUAGCAACCAAAUCCUAGACCAUCCACCUGGUGCUGGUGGUGGUGCGACGAGCAUCACGGUCGUUUGCAAUGGACGAAUUAUCAAACAAGAGGAUGAAGAAGACGAAGAAGAAGAUGACGGCGUAGAAGAGGACGGCGAUGAAGACGAGACGCCAGAACGAUCGUCUCACGUAUCCGCAUCGAGCGCCAGCGACGGAGGAUUCGUCUCCUCACCUGGGUUAUCCCGCGAAAGUAGGGCGACGCCGGAUUCUUUAGGCGCCGACGACCUCCAGCACCGGCUGUGCGAUGAUUCCGGAACGGGAUCCGCUUUAAUGAUCGUCGUCAAACAGGAAGCGCUCGACGACGAGGAAGAGGCCGAUGAUCAUCACGCAGAGGAGUCGGCAGUCACGGCUGCCGAGCGACAACAAGCUCAAAAGCGAGCACGGAAUCGAGACGAGGCGGAUGAGGCGGUGACGGUGAAAUCAAUCAAGACGAAAAGCUUGAGCUCACCAUUCCAAGAUGACGAUCAGCUGCGGCCGCUUGUCAAAGAAUUUGUAGCGGACGAGGGCGCCAUUGCGUCGGCCGUCGGAUCGAAUCCGUCUGUGCAUUCACCGCCGACGGCGGUGGUCAAAACGGAAAGCCGACACCACAGUCCGUCGUCAGCCACUUGCGUAAGCAGUUCCGAUCACAGCGGCAUCCGCUCGUGGCCCACCCGAUCCUCACCCAACGGCCACACCAGCAAUAGCAACAGCAAUAACAACAACAACAACAACAACAGCAACAAAUCGAUCCGGCCGGAAAUCAUUUUUAGCCACCGGAGAGCGUCGUCGUCCACCGUCGUCGGAUCUAUUUCACUGGAUUCAUCCGCUAACGGUGGAUCCAGGACGGCAGCUCCUCUUUCGACGCAUCCGCCGGGCUGUGGCUCAUCGCCCGAUCGUCAUCACCCUCCUCAUCAGAACGGAAGCAAUAAGCAACAGUUGAAUUGUUCCUCUUCCGUCGCGGCUAAUCCUCGAGUGCCGUCGGUCAUCCUGGGCCAAUCUGGCGGAGUCAAGACGAUGGUGUGGACGGGCCAUUGGGCGGAUCAACAGCAGCAGCAGCAGCAGCAGCAGCAACAGCCGACACCGUCCCGGCCGCGCUCCGUGCCCAACGGCUUGGAUGUCCAACAGAGUUCGCCAUUGAUGAUGGCCGUCCAUCACAACAUCCGUCCAGGUGCUAAGCAGAACAACGGCAGGUUGGAGGGCAGCAACGUGCAAGAUGCAGCCAGCAUCCGCUUGUCGAUUGACGGAUUGCUUAGUCUGGCUCAGUCGUCAUCGGAGCGUCGCCAUGGCAACGUUUCUAGGUCAUCUCCUCUGCAGGCGAGUCCAAGUAGUAGCACAGUCAGUCCAACGGAAAGGCCUAGCGUGGUCAACAUCCAGCGGCUGAGUCCCACAUCGUCGUCGGCUUCUGUUUCCAUGGCCGUCGGUUCGUCGACCCCGCCUCAUUUCGCCUCUCCGCUGCGCGUCCAAACGCCCACCACUUCGACGUCGUGCUCGUCGUCGUCGUCGUCAUCGUCGUCGUCGUCUUCUCCUUCUCAAUUGUCUUCUUUGUCAUCACGUCAUCAGCAAGGAUCCGGCUCUCCUCCGGCCGUGGGUCUCUUGACCGUAGCCAGAAGCCAUCAUCACCAUCCGCCGGGCGGCUAUCCAUUUCCGGACACGCCUCCGUCCCUAUCGCUGGAUCGCGUCGGCCAACCCAAUGGCCACUUGAUGUCUUCGCCAUCAUCAUCCACCCGGCUGAUGGAGAACGGCCAUCACCAAGGUCUUCCGCCUUCCAUAUCGCGUCCGCCGGCCCUCCAUCUGUUGUCGCGAUCCACCAAUUUGUCUUCUUCUUCGUUGUCGUCGUCGUCAUCGUCGUCUUCUUCCUCGUCCUCCUCUUCGUCGUCAUCGUCAUCUUCCUCGUCUUCAUCACCUCCUAUUUCAGGCGCUUCCGGCUCGAACGCCAUGGCUCCGCCCCCUUCGUCCGGCACCAAUGGCCAACAAACGCUGUCGAUGGAGCGGCUGUGGGAAAACGCGGAGCGAUCGGCCGCCGUCGUCAAACAGCAACAACAUCAGCAACAACAGCAGCAACAACAGCAAAGGCCGGAUUCGCAAGCGCUGGACUAUUCCGUCUGUUCCGGCCGGUCGUCCAUCAUUGUCAGUUCCAAUAACGUCAUUAACCACCACCACCAGCAGCAGCAGCAGCAGCAGCAGCAGCAGCACCACCACCCUCACCCCCACCACCACAACCACCACAACCACAAUAAUCACCUUCACACUAACGGUCACCAUGACAACGGUAGCAAUCAGGCAGCGACCUCAUCCAUCCAUCAGCUUCCAUCGUCCAUCGUGACGGCCAUCAAUGGCGGAGGAGGUGGCGGCGGAGGUGGUGGUCGGUCCGCCUCCGUCAACGGCACUCACGGAGCACCCGACGGCAACCGGAUGGAAGAGGACGACGAAGACACGCCCAUGAUUUGCAUGAUCUGCGAGGAUAAAGCCACUGGGCUGCACUACGGCAUCAUCACCUGUGAAGGGUGCAAAGGUUUCUUUAAGCGGACGGUGCAAAACAAGCGCGUCUACACUUGCGUGGCCGAGGGCAAUUGCGAAAUCACCAAAGCGCAGCGCAAUCGCUGCCAAUAUUGCCGCUUUCAGAAAUGCCUGGCCCAGGGCAUGGUGCUGGCUGCCGUCAGGGAGGAUCGCAUGCCCGGCGGAAGGAAUUCCGGUGCUGUUUACAACCUGUACAAGGUCAAAUACCGCAAGCACAAGAAGAACAAUAAUAAAAACACGUCGGUGACGAACGGCGUGACGGCCGCUCUGGCCGUCAAGGCUGUCAUGGAAGCCAAUGCGGCAGCUAUGGUUAAUGGCAAGAUGCAGCAGCAACAACAGCAACAACAACAGCAACAGCAACAGCAGCAGCAGGUGAUGAGCAGUAACGGCAUUCACCGGAAAUCACCUGCCAGUAGUAUGGCCGUCAUGGAUCAACAGCAGCAGCAACAACAACAACAACAGCAGCAACACCAGCAGCCGCCGCAGCAGCAUCAGCUUCAACAUCAGCAGCACGGAAUGAUGGCCGGCUCGGGCCAGCACAACGGCCCACAACAGCAGCAUCAGCAAGUGCCACGGAUCGCCAACGGCAACAUUCUCAAGACGGCGCUGACCAACCCGAGCGAGGUGCUCCAUCUGAGGCGACGACUGGAGAGCGCCGUCACGUCCAGCCGGGACGCCAUCACUUUGCCUUACGAGACGGCCAUGCCCACCAUUUGCACGCUCAUUUAUUGUGAUGAGUUUGAAGACAUUGCUACCUUAAAGUUGGAUGAAUUACUGGACACCAAAGCCGAAUUGUCGGACAAACUCUGCCAAAUAGGAGACUCUAUAGUCUAUAAGCUGGUACAGUGGACCAAACGUCUUCCCUUCUACUCGGAGCUGCCCGUCGAGGUGCAUACGAGAUUGUUGACGCACAAAUGGCACGAACUGCUGGUGUUGACGACGUCCGCCUAUCAGGCGAUCCACGGGCCGCGCAAAACUUGGUCCGGUCCCGAACCCACCGAACACGAUUUCGUCCAACAGGUAUCAGCCAACCUAGUCACCCUUCAAACAUGUUUAGCCGCCAUGAUGGGUCGACCCUUGACCCUGGAUCAGUUGAGACAGGAUGUGGGCCUCAUGGUGGAGCGCAUCACCCACGUCACGAUGAUGCUGCAAAGGAGCCAGUUGCGGAUGGAAGAGUAUGUCUGUCUCAAAGUCAUCGCCAUGCUCAGCCAACCGAAAGGUAGCGGCAGCGUCGAACUGGAAGCCAUCCAAGAACGGUACAUGCAGUGCCUACAGAGCUAUGUCGAACACAACUAUCCACAAUCGCCUGGGCGAUUUUCUGAUCUCCUAUCACGUUUACCUGAGGUCCAAUCGGCUGCUACCUUGCUGCUGGAAAGUAAAAUGUUUUACGUUCCUUUCCUGCUGAACUCGGCCAUUCACAGAUAGCCACAGUUUGUGUGCGUGUGUCUGCGUGUUUUGUAUUUCUCCGCUUCUAUCAUCGUCUUCGAAAGUUGAUCAUCGUCUUGUGCAUCAUCGUCGUCCUCGUCUCUUCCCUGCCCUCGUGUCGUCCUCUGACUUCUUCGGCAUUGUUUCAUUCAAGGCAGCAAAGUUGUGCUUAAAGACCAAUGCAUAUCCAAAUCUCUUUCUUUCUCUCUCACCUUCACUCCCCUUCACUCCCCUCUCACACACAACAGGGGCGCAGAAAUCAGGAAAAGAAAGGUAUUUCACUUGUUUUCUGGCCUUCUCGUGAGCAGAUGUGUGUGUGCGUGUGUUUGUACGCGUGCGAACGAGCGUCAAUUCUAAUUCUAAUCUCUCGAUCCAGUUUCAAACGUCAACCAUUUUUUGUACGACAAACAAAACAAAAAAACAAGACAUUUUAGCCAAAACACGAUAAGAAAAAAAGAUGUAUCCGAAUUCUAAAAUUCGCCUACUUCUUUAUAAUAAAACAAAAGCAGAUUUCUCUGGUUUUACCACCAAACGGUAUAAACAAAAACAAAAAAAAAAAGGAAAAAAAAAAAGAAAAAAAAAGAAAAAAGGAUAACCGAUAACAACAAAAAGAUUUGUUAAAAAAUUAUAAGAAAUAGCUUUUCAAUUGUUUUGUUUUCUUUCCCCCCCUUUAUCCCUCCGCCAUGUCUCCCGUCUCACAAUUUAAAAAAAAAAAAAGAAAUUUAAUAAUUCGGGCUUAUCAGAGUUUUUGUAAUAUUUUUUUUUUUUCAUUUGUUGCUCUUCUUGAUAACCCUGUAGGAGUCACGUGACCACACAGCUAAGAUGAAUCGAGUGAAUGAGUUCAGUUUGUGUAUUACGUGUUUGUGCCCUGCUUGAAAGUGUCCCCGCAAAGCUUUUUCGUUUCGAAAUCACGCGAGGGGGUUUAAUUAUUUUUUUUCUUUUGUUUGUUUGAAUGAUUUGACGUUUGAUAUAUACAUACAUAUAUUCUAUACAUAGGUAAAAGCAUAAGGAUAAGAAAAAGAAACACAAGUUUUCCUAUUACAUUUUGUGUGUCAGUCUGGGCCACCUCUCAAAGAGUUCAAAUUCAAUUUUGAAGAAUGGCCUACUCUUGAAAAGAGUUAAUUCUUUUUUAUAUGUAUUAUUAUUAUUGAAUUUUUUAUCGAUUCAUACUUUUGUUUAUUUUGCAAGAAAAAGAAUGGAAUUUAAACAAAUUUGUUGAACUUUUUAUUUUAUUUUUUUGACUUUUUUGAAAUUUAAUUUUCAAAUUUCUUGUUUGGCCAUACGAACUUUUGCGGUUGUCAUUUGUUUUCCCUACAACUGUCAUUAUAGACGUUAAAAACAAGCGAGAAACGCGAGUCGCAUGACUAACAGAAGAGAAAUUGUUUGUCUGUUUGUGUGCGUGGCUUUUUAUCGCUGCUGUGGUCGGUGGCUCGGUGCCCCCAUGUGAGAGCAAAAAACAAAAUUGGCAAGUUGUUUAUGAUUGAAUUCUAAAAUUCUGUGUCCGCCCUGUGUUUCACGAGAACGAAUGCUGCCCUAGCCCAAUCUCCCGCCGUCUUAUUUCAUUUCCAUCCCACUGACUUUCAUGUGUGAUUCCCUGCCGUUUUUUCUUCUUCUUAUUCUCUCCCAUGAUUUUCACUGUCUGUCUUCUCUUUCUCUCUUAGCCCACCCUUUCCGCAAUUCUUUUACAGUAAACGAAAAAACAAACAAAAUCUAUCAAAUAAAAAAAAUAAUAAUAAUAAUGCAUCCAUUGUUGUAAGUGGGUGCGAGUGUUUGUUAUGUGUGUGUACAGUGUUCAGCUGGACAAAAAAAAAAAAGCAACAAAAAACAUGUCAAAAUGAAUCCUAAGUUCUUGGUCUCUGGCAAACCUAUCUACACUCGUUGUUGUGUGGUUUCCUAGCCUUGUAUUCGCGUCAAGAAAAUAAAUAACAAACCCAUGUUUUUUUUGGUCUAAA
Messenger RNA from Daphnia magna, 6840 nucleotides. It is a transcript of the gene Hr4, whose product is annotated as hormone receptor 4. Gene Ontology annotation, molecular function: zinc ion binding; sequence-specific DNA binding; DNA-binding transcription factor activity. NCBI's taxonomy places the organism in Eukaryota, Metazoa, Arthropoda, Branchiopoda, Diplostraca, Daphniidae. The record is from RefSeq and is a predicted model, not a curated record. Gene Ontology annotation, biological process: regulation of DNA-templated transcription. The coding region runs from base 677 to 4888 and encodes 1403 amino acids. The transcript is spliced from 11 exons.